AAAACCCGUAGGAGGAAGCAGGAAGUGCGUCUACCAAGAAAGAAAGGAGAGCCUGGACACAUAAACAAAACACAAAGAAGAAGACCAAAAGACAAACAGAAAGUUCCACACAUUUAUUGCAAUGGCCGGAAUUAAAGCGCUGGUUGGUUUAUCCUUCAGUGGCGCCAUUGGACUUACAUUUCUUCUUCUGGGCUGUGCAUUGGAGCAGUACGGGAUAUACUGGCCGCUGUUUGUCCUGAUUUUCUACAUAUUAAGCCCCAUCCCGACCUUCAUAUCCAGACGCCUUAGUGAUGACUCUGACUCCUCCAGCAACGCAUGCAGAGAGCUGGCCUACUUCUUAACAACUGGCAUCGUGGUAUCAUCUUUCGGGCUUCCCAUUGUGCUGGCCCGCAAUACCACAAUCCAGUGGGGUGCCUGUGGUCUGGUGAUGACAGGAAAUGCUGUCAUCUUCCUCACCAUCUUUGGUUUUUUUGUCGUGUUUGGAGGUGGGGACGACUUCAGCUGGGAGUAGUAGAAGAGUGCCUUCAGACAGUGGACAGAUGGAUGAAUGGAUCGAUGGAUGGGUAGGUGGACAGUUGAAUGGAAAGACAGCAGACAGAGGGGCUUAUGUGUCCUGCAUUUUAUAGGGGAUGAUGCUCAUGUACAUUAUAUGCUGCACACGUGUCCAAUUUACUGGGCAUGUUUUCAGGCCAAUUUUCUUAUUAAAGGGUGUUGGGGUUGGAGACAACAAUAUGUAUCCCAUAAAGUGCCUUAGGUUUAGGACCAUAGAGACAGCGAUGCCUAUGUAUUUUAGCUUGUCUUGCCUUUAUUUCAACCCUCAAAUCCCCCUUCUUAUUGCAGCUGCCUGCUAUUCCAUUAUGCUUCAGUUAAUCAAUUUCAUAUUGGGAUCCUAAAGAGUAACUCUAUUGUAAUGCACACUGCAUUAUCUGUCCUCGUUGUUUAAGGCAGGAUUGGCUGUACUGAAUUAUGGUUUGCUUAUUAUGAGCACUGUCUGCUGUUUUGAAGUGUGAAGGCAGGGCAAGUUAUCUUAAUCCAAGCUAACUAGUUGUCUGACUCCUCAUCAGGUAAAGAUAUAUUUGUAUGGAGAGAUUGUGUGUGUGUGUUUUUGUUUGUUUUCAUUUUGCUACAAGACUUAAUGUAAGUCUGUUUCUUAAUGUAAACAGACUUAUUAAAACUGCCUUACUUUUUGUUCUGGUGCAAUUGUUUACAUUCUCACCAAAGAUCAUUUUGAGUGCAAAAAUGGAACAUAAUUCACCUUUUUGAACUGUGGAUUUUGAUCUGAAAGCGCUGUGUAGUGAAAUUCAUACAUCUAAGAUUCUAUGUUCAAGUAUUGUGUGAACAGGCCUGAAGAAGCACUUAUAUCCAUUUUAUAUUCCUGCAGAUGACAACAUUCAUACAAUUGACCCACUAAGAGCAUGAUAUUAAUCUGUGAAUGAUUAUUACAUGUUGAAUGGUAAAUAUGUUUUAAGGACUUUGCCUGCAAGCUCAUUCACAAGUGCCUGUCAUCCAGUGUAUAUUUUUAAUAAUAGAUAAAUCACUGUGAUUUGGUUUUGAGUCAGAAUGUGGGGUUUCGUCAUCAUCCUCAUCAUAGGCCAUUACAAUGUGUAGUAGUAAAAUCACUAUAACAUAAUCGUGUUUUAUUUCAUCAUUACCAGUAACUGACUUUUACUGAGGUUAUGAAGUGUGUAUGAUUAGCCCACUUGACUAUCACAACAAAUUCUAGUUAGUGUCCUGUAUAAUCUCUGAUUUUCCAAUACCUUAACUGCUUUCAAAGGGUAAUAUUAUAUUGUAUGUCUCAGAACUGACAUGUAAAGAAAGCUUUCUAUUGUGACUCUCAUACACACACUAACGAGUUCUCCGAAGCUCUCAAAGGUUAUUCUAUAAGCUCCGGGUUACAUUUUGUUUUCUAACAUUGAUUAAAACUCCCUGUGUAAUGAAACAAA
This is a messenger RNA of Cyclopterus lumpus (lumpfish), 1943 nucleotides long. RefSeq names its product leptin receptor gene-related protein. The record is from RefSeq and is a predicted model, not a curated record. NCBI's taxonomy places the organism in Eukaryota, Metazoa, Chordata, Actinopteri, Perciformes, Cyclopteridae. Gene Ontology annotation, biological process: late endosome to vacuole transport via multivesicular body sorting pathway; negative regulation of growth hormone receptor signaling pathway. Gene Ontology annotation, cellular component: endosome. Bases 122 to 511 code for a protein of 129 amino acids. The transcript has 4 exons.